This is a messenger RNA of Pochonia chlamydosporia 170, 525 nucleotides long. Its product is annotated as small GTPase superfamily, ARF type. Gene Ontology annotation, molecular function: GTPase activity; GTP binding. The record is from RefSeq and is a predicted model, not a curated record. Gene Ontology annotation, cellular component: cytoplasm; Golgi apparatus. NCBI's taxonomy places the organism in Eukaryota, Fungi, Ascomycota, Sordariomycetes, Hypocreales, Clavicipitaceae. Bases 1 to 525 code for a protein of 174 amino acids. The transcript is spliced from 5 exons. Gene Ontology annotation, biological process: vesicle-mediated transport; intracellular protein transport.
AUGGGUGCGGGCAUGUCAUGGUUUUCCAACUUGCUUUGGGCAAAGAAGGAGAUUAGAAUAUUGAUCUUGGGUCUUGACAAUGCUGGCAAGACGACACUGCUAUACAGACUAAAGAUUGGCGAGGUCGUCACCACGAUACCUACAAUCGGGUUCAACGUCGAGUCAGUGACAUACAAGAAUCUAAACUUUAAUGUCUGGGAUCUGGGUGGCCAAACAAGCAUUCGACCCUACUGGCGAUGUUACUACGCCAACACAGCAGCCGUCAUCUUCGUCGUCGACUCCACCGAUAUCGAACGGUUACAAACCGCGGCCGAGGAACUAGCGGCGAUGCUGAAUGAAGAAGAACUCAAGGACGCGGCUCUGUUAGUAUUCGCCAACAAGCAGGACCAGCCUGGCGCAAAGGGCGCAGGUGAAAUUUCCGAGGCCCUGCGUCUGGGCGAGCUGCGUGACCGGAACUGGAGCAUCAUGGCGUGCUCCGCCGUGGAUGGUAGUGGUAUCAACGAAGGCAUGGACUGGUUGGUGUAA